AUGGCUCGACGCACGAAUGAAAGCGACCUGAAUAAUGACUCGGGCAGCGACCCUUUUGAGCCCCCUCGUUUGAACUUCCGCGCCGGUAUGCCGUCACCACGGACCGGGGACAUCCCACCCAUGCUCAGUCCGUUAGAUGCUUUCGCUAUGCAUUCGCACAUGCUCGCGCAGCGCAUGGAAGAGGAUCGGAAAUCAGGUCGGCGCGUGAGUCGACUCCCGCACGACGUGGUCGCCAAAGAGAUGUCAAAUCGUCCGGGAUACUUCCGAGCGUUCAGUAAUAGCAGCGAGGAUUAUGAUCAGCAUCGUGUGCCAGAUGUGCCCGAGGAUGACGAAGGUUCGAGUCCGAUUCUUUCAGGCAUACAGACUCACGAACAGCCAAAGGAGGACAAGCGACCCAAAAGUCAAUAUCCUGUCUAUGGUGUCACACGACCCGUCAGCGAUUCAUAUCCUGAAAUACCUGAAGGCCUGCCGGCAUCAUUGCCAUUCUUUCCGCCAGACGCCCGAGCUCGCCCGUCAGAAGCACCACGUCCUGCAGAGCCGCAUGACUAUUUCGACCUGGGCACGACGCGGGCCACCUCGCCAGAGCAGGUGGAGAGCAAGUCCAAUGCAAAUGUCACCUCGUCCACAGCACCUAGCCUGGCUGGCAGCAUUGACACGAUCGCAUCCUCAUCGAAACCCCCUCGGACUUUGACCAAUGAUUCGGUAAAUUCUCAACGGUCAUUUCACACAGCAGAGCGAGGCCCAGGACUGGCACCACCGCACUCAAGUCAAACUCCAUCCCCACGCUUUGGGCCUCCGCGAUCAGCUCGUAGCUUUCAAAGCAUUCGCUCCAUUCCCGCAGAUUCUGGAGACGAAGACGGCGGCGCAGGUCGAGGUCCACAAUCCAUCUCGAAUAGCCCACAACCAGCGGUUGUCACAGAAUCAUCGGCAUCAUUACGGAAGUUCUCCAACAGCAGCAAUAUGUCCCGGCCUCAAUCUCCACCUUUCUCUCCCUGGGUGCACGCGCCUCAUCGCUCGCCAUCCAUGAAUUCUGAGUAUUCCAUUGGCGGUUCUUCGGUACAGCUACCGCCACGAUUUGCUGCCAACUUUUCUCGGCCCAUGAGCAGUUCAGGUGGCCGAGGAUCAAUAGAUCUCCGUCCCUCGAUGGAAAGUCGGCCAUCCGCAGAGAAGGUUCCAUCAACAGAUCUGCCCUUUCGGCAACUCAGCCGACUGACUGAUACAACUUCCUUAUAUUCGGGUGACUCUCAGCUUGAUUCUCCAGAUAUAGAAACACAAUACGCAUCAAUGGAUGGACCUACCCCUGGUCCUAAUUUCAGCGUCGCUGCUGCCCAAGGAAAUGCAACAGAUCAAGAGAACUCACCGGCAUUCGCUCCUCUGGGUGGCAGUCUGGGGGAUCUCCCGGAGACUUCUGAACGACCCGCUACAUAUGUCUAUGCCAAGUAUAGCCUUCCUCGCGGGCGACCCAUGGAACGGACGUCCGAUGGAGGCAUUCGCGCUUCGUGGAUACAACGCCAGUUCGAUUGGGAUAAACCCGAGGCACCCACUUCCAACAAAGCCAUGGAGAACAGCAAAUCUCAUGUAGAGCCACCUCGACCGGUUUUCGAACCUGUUCGUGCGCCAUCGCCGAUGCUUGACCAACGCGGGCGCUCUCAAAAAGACAUGGGCGCAACCACCAGCGCGAUACGCAGCCGCUCGGCAGGCCCUCGAACAAUGAAAAACGCCGCUCCCGUCACACCUCAUCCUUUUCCUCCUCCUCGAGACUUGGCUGGUCCAUUGUCUCCAAACCGCCCUAAGACAGCAGCAUCCUCAUCACCUGCAAAGGAUACUCCCAUCACACAAUUCUCCACACCAGCCAGUAUCAACCAGCCGUACCUGCCAUCACCGUCGAUUGCAAAUCGAUCUGCGUCUCCUCAAACCCAUCAUCGGGCCACUUCCUCCUCUGCCACUGUCUCCACCACUAGCACCAUCCGUGCUCCAGCUGGCGCUUCAAGCAACACUUUAGCAAACAAAGACGAAGCGCCUCGAUCGUCCCUCUCUGGUAUACCCUCCAAAGAUCUCACUCCUGAUCAGCAUCUCGACAUUGGUAUUGCAGCUCACUCCGCCGGCGAGACCACCAAAUCCACUUAUCAUCUCCGGCUCGCAGCGAAUGCGGGCCUACCGACUGCAAUGCUGCUGUACGCUUUGGCCUGUCGGCAUGGCUGGGGCAUGCGCGCCCAGCCGGAGGAAGGGGUACGAUGGUUGCGAAAGGCCGUCGAGAAGACUACAGCUGGCUUGGAAACUGGUCUGAUAGAUUCGAGGAUGAGCGCCCUUAUGGACCCAUCUGCCGCUGGUACUAGUGCCACGUCUGCUGCAGCCAAGUCGAAAUCGGCUUCGAGCAAGACGGUUCAAGCGCAAUAUGCUCUUGCCAUGUAUGAACUCGGUGUUUCGUCCCUCCGAGGCUGGGGCUGUCCAAAGGAUAAGAAACUUGCCUUGCGUUGUUUUGAAAUUGCGGGAUCAUGGGGAGAUGCCGACGCUCUGGCCGAAGCAGGGUACUGUUAUGCGCAGGGUGUGGGUUGCAAGAAGGACUUGAAGAAGGCCGCUGGGUUUUACCGUCGCGCAGAGGCAAGGGGUCUGCCGGCGGUGGGUAAUAGCUGGAUCUACAAACCCAAAUACAUGGACUCCACCGACAGUCCUUCUCCCUCAUCAGGCUCCGCUGCAGGCGGCGGCGCCUCUAACAAUAACACCAAAUUCCGGCACAGCGAACAAAUUAUCCGCCCAACAACAUCCACUUCCUCCCUCUCAUCAGCCUCCCCGUACCCACCUCCCCCCGCCUUCCCCUUCGCCAAUGGAACCUCCACACGUCCUACCUCAUCUUCAACACUCAAACGACCCAUCACUUCCCACGGUGGCAGCGGCGGCAUCUUCGGCCAUCAGACAUCCCGGGACUCCGUCUCCACCACAACGACCGUUUUCCCUAGCGGGAUCACCGCUUCAUCCUCCGAGGAAGCUUCCCCUGCUGCGCCUACCACCAGCGGAAGCGGCCGCGCCCGCUCAAGGAGUAUCUGGGGCCGACGCAAGGAGAAGAACGCGGCGAUUGCAGCCGCCGCCGCGGCAGCUGGUGCUGCAGGUGGUGAACAUGGCAAGGAGUUUACGCCCCAGCCUCCGCCACCGCUCCCGCUUUCGCCUUCGCCGUCGCAUUCCAUGCUGAGGAGCGCGACGCCGAAUUCCUUCACUAAUAGCGAUUCACUUGGGCUGGACAGCCUGGACAGCAUGAACCCCCGGACCGUCGACAAUGCGAAGAAAAGUGCGAACUUGCAACAACAACAACAACAACAAAAACGAUGCCUUGAUGGCUCUCCCAUAGCGCCAGUCCACACGAAGACCUACAAGAUGCACCAUCGUCGGAUCUUCUUGAUGACAAGUCACUUCGAGGAUGAGGCGAAGGACGAUUGUGCAGCCUUCGAAGCAAUUCAGGCUAUACUCUAG
Messenger RNA from Dissoconium aciculare CBS 342.82, 3465 nucleotides. RefSeq lists its product as uncharacterized. Lineage: Eukaryota; Fungi; Ascomycota; Dothideomycetes; Mycosphaerellales; Dissoconiaceae. Gene Ontology annotation, molecular function: protein binding. The coding region runs from base 1 to 3465 and encodes 1154 amino acids. The transcript is spliced from 3 exons. The record is from RefSeq and is a predicted model, not a curated record.